This is a messenger RNA of Ixodes scapularis (black-legged tick), 2886 nucleotides long. RefSeq names its product zinc finger protein 33B. Gene Ontology annotation, cellular component: nucleus. The record is from RefSeq and is a predicted model, not a curated record. Gene Ontology annotation, biological process: regulation of transcription by RNA polymerase II. Gene Ontology annotation, molecular function: RNA polymerase II transcription regulatory region sequence-specific DNA binding; DNA-binding transcription factor activity, RNA polymerase II-specific. The coding region runs from base 1185 to 2327 and encodes 380 amino acids. The transcript has 3 exons. Lineage: Eukaryota; Metazoa; Arthropoda; Arachnida; Ixodida; Ixodidae.
GGGAGGGAACUUGCGGACACUAAAUACCAACUGCGUUUGUUUUGCCGCCACCUCCAACUUAAUGGGAUGUCACGAACUACGGGUCAUUAAGAGUGACCCUUUUAACACUCAAAAAGCACUAGCAACCAUAGUGUCACGUGGUAGUUUCAAGGAACGUUGACAUUUGAAAUAAGCGAAUAACGGAACGUUGCCUCUCCCUCACCAGUGGCCAGUGGAAAGAAGCAAAGAUGGGUGUCGGCGCGCUUUUCGCUAGGCGCCAAGCUGUCAGGCGUAUUCGAUAGCGAGAUUCUAACCUUUCCAGCCUUUUUUUCUUCGCAUUUCUUACCCUUUUUUUUCUUUUCUUUUCAGGGGGCGCGCAUAACGGCGGUAAGCUUUGUUGUAACGGGACCAAGAGAGACAAGUCAACUUGACUGUGGUUCGAAGGCGUCCGGAAAGCAUCGAGAGGCCACCCUGCUGGCAUCAUCUUGUGAUACGAGGACGCCAUUGGGACUUCUAUGCGCACAGAUUUUUUUGUGAAUUAGAGCAAAUGGUGUUGCGCUUGUGUUUGCUUGUCCUUAUUGCCUUGUUUGUAGUGGAUGGUUUGCUGCAGUUUCUCUAAUUAUGCACUUAUGCUCUAACUUCCAGUUGCCCCCAAAAUUGUGGAACAUACAAGAAAGUGAAGAAAUCCAAGCCCUGAAGCUCCUCGGAGAUACUUUUCCGCAGACCUCGACUGCUCCGAGUUGGAGCAAGUGACGUGCAAUUUGAGCUGUACCAGAGGCUCUUGUAGUUGUGCGCUGCCCUUGUGUUAUGAAAGUGUAUCGUUAUCUAUUGCUUUCACAGCUCUCUUGAUUGUGAACCUCUGCUUAUUUUGCUUCUCCUUUCCUGUUCACUUUCUGUGGGCCAUAUGGACCUUCCUAUAGUCUGCGACAGGUUAAGAAUUCAGGGGAAGCUUCUCCCACCUCUUUACUUUUCAGCAGAGCGAACACUGGUAAUGUUGCCUCCUCUCUAGCAUUUGCUCUGCUAAAGUGGCAAGAGGUGAAAGUAGCUUCCUCUGAACUCUUGUCCUGUCACUGACCAUAGACCGUUUGCUGAAGAACGUUUGAAUGUCCGAGGCAUCCUACCUAAAGAGCAUCACUGUGUGUGGAUAUUCAGUGCUCCCAUGUUGAGGCAAAGACAAGGGCGUCUGCUUCAGUUCCUUCUUUUUUAUGGCGACUUGUUUCGUGCUCCGUCGAUACAAUGGUCUAAGGAGCACCACGUCUGGCCGAUUGCUUGCAGGGGACAUGGACUUCUUCAGCUGUGGUCUGUGCAGCUACAGCACCACCUUCCAGAAGUACUUCCAGCAGCACCUGAUGAAGCACGCAGAUCACCGUCCUCACACGUGCACCGUCUGCGGCGAUAACUUCAAGAUGAAGUGCCACCUGGUCCUUCACAUGCAACGCCACACAACCAAGUCGACCGAGUCGGUGGCGAGCAAGAAGCCGCUGGCAAGAAAGAAACUGAAGGCAGCCAAGAGGAUGCUUUGCAAGCGGUCCGCCUCGCUGCCUCAGCUGCCGGAAGAGUUUGCUCCGAAGCCACGGCAGCAGCUCGAGUGCCGCGAGUGCAGCUUCAAGACUUGCGUCUACAGAACCCUAAUGGUGCACCAGGAAACGCACAAGUGUGACCGCAGGCUCAAGUGCAGGUUUUGCGACUACAUCACGGUCCACAGGAGCAGCCUGCUGUCGCACGAGGCCCGCCACGCGUUGCAGAUGUCGCCCAGCAUUGCGGCCGGAGCCGUUGCAACGCUCAAGGCGAAGAAGAAGAAGAAGAAGCAGGUCUACAAGUGCCACACCUGCGGCUACACAACCAAGUACAUGGGCAGGCUGACAACCCACCAGAAGAGCCACAUCGUGGCCGCGGAGCCGUCCCUGAAUGGAACCGCGGAGCCGAGCACCGAGGAGGACCAACUGCCUCACAAGUGCGACGUGUGCGGCGAUAGCUUUAAGAUGAAGAGCAGCCUAACCAACCACACGAAUGCUCACAAGGGCACACGCAAGUUCAGGUGCACGUCCUGCCCCAAGCUGUUCAAGACCAAGACUGGCAUGCAGACUCACACCAAGGAGCACGCAAAGGCGCUUGCACCGGCUCAGAGGGAGGACGGUGCCAGUGGCACGCGGGGUCCGAUGUCGCCUGGCGCGGUCUACAACGGCGACGACUCGAAAGUGCGCCGCGGCGCGCAGGUCGUGGAACGAAUCUACUGCUGCCUCGUCUGCCCGGCCGAGCUGAGCUCUCGGCAGAGUCUGGAGAACCACAUGGUUUCGGACCACGACCAGCUGCGCCCCGCUUCGAGGUCAAGUUCUCUAUAUGCAUGAGUUUGGGAAUUUGCGACCGUCCGUUCAAAGUCUCGUCCGGUGGCCCGUUUGCUUGGUGUUUUUUUUCCGUGAGGCUGACAUUUAAUCCGUUUUCUUCUCGUGCGCGGCUCGUUCGGUGGAACGAUAAGGUCAAAUAGCGCGAUUCCGACGCAGUGCCUGAAGACACCAUAUAACCUCUACCUUGUUGCUGUUUAUGUGUUUUCGGUUUUGUUUGUCCGCCUUGAACAGCAUAUGAGUGCAAUUGGAUCUAAUUAGUAUCGACCAGCGUUUGGUGGCUUGUUUGUUUGGCCUUUAGUUUUUGCAAGGCUGACGUUUGUGCCGUUUCAUAGUCAUGCGCAGCUCGUCCAGUGGAACGACAAAGUAGCGAUUCCGACAGUUCAUGAAUACACCACGUAACUUCUACCUUUUUGCUAUUCAUGUUCCUUAUGUUAUGUCUGUCCACCUUGGACAACAAAUGAGUGCAAUCAGAUCUACUUAGUGUUGGCCAGUAUCGGAGUUGUUUACUUGUUGACUAGUUCUACUUAAGCUUUCAAAUAAAGGACCCUCUUUUGAUCACCCA